UGCAGACAGUUUAACUGCUGUGAUUUAAAAAAAAGAAAUAAUCUACAGAGAAAUUAUACUAUCAAUGCAAAAAAGAGAAGCACCCGGUCUGCUUGUGACAGUUAGUGGAAGGUACUUACAUAAUGAGGUGGCUGAAUACAGUACUAAACACUCCUUGCGUGAUGUAAAAAGCCAGUUGCAAAAGCCAUCAAAAGAUCAGCAACUUAUGCAGACAGCUACUUGCUAAAUAGCUAUUUAUAUUAAACCAUAUUUAAUUUCCACUUUUUUAAAAAAAAAAUCUCGAAGCAGAUGCUGGACUGUAGAACAUGUUAACUUUCACUCUUAAAACAUUUGUUUUUUAGUGCAUGAGUAAAUUUGUGCCUUGCCUUUUCUUCUAUGAAAACUCUUUUUAAAAAAAUAUCCUAGAAUUCCUUUAUUUAUGAGCAGUUCACAUUAUUAGGAAUCUUUACAUCGGCUCUGGGGAGCAGACCAUUAUUACACCAUAUUUAUAUUAUCUUCAUAGUUUGUCUAGUAAUUUUAAAGUGUACUAUGCCUACAACACAAUCAAUUGUUUAGCUCUCAGUGCUGGUGGAUGUUGUCCAUUAUUUCAGACAACAAAUAAAGUGAAUGUAGUAAAUCAGAUAACUAGAGAAAGUGAAACAAGUCAGAGAACACAAGUCAAGAGGAGUUAUAGCACACAUUCUCACUCUCUCUCCCAUUCGUGUGUGUGUGUGUGUGUGUGUGUAUGCAUGCAAACAUAGCAGCUCCACUUUCUCAGUCUAAAAAUAUACACACUGCUGCAGCAUGCUCAGCCUGGACAUGCCCACUUUUUCUUUUGAGACUUCCCAGUUUGCCAAACAGACAGGAAUCUAUUUGGCUAUAGUUAAGGACAGACUUAGGAACAUAGGAAGCUGCCAUAUACUGAGUCAGACUAUUGGUCUAUCUAGCUCAGUAUUGUCUUCACAGACUGACAGCGGCUUCUCCAAGGCUGCAAGCAGGAAUUUCUCCCAGCCCUAUUGUCCCAGAAGCCAGGGAGGGAACUUGAAACCUUCUGCUCUUCCCAGAGUGGCCCCACCCCCUGAGGGGAAUAUCUUGCAGUGCUCACACAUCAAGUCUCCCAUUCAUAUGCAACUAGGGCAGACCCUGCUUAGCUAAGGGGACAAGUCAUGCUUGCUACCGCAAGAUUUUGAAGCCUCGUCAUUACUGCAGGAAUUCAUGAUGGGUUUUUACCAAACCACCUGAAGUUUCGCAAAGAGGAGGUGGCUUCAUUGCUGACCAAGGGACUGGACAACCAAUGUUGUGCACAGAUCUACUCUGAAAAAGAGGAAGGUGGCUCAUAACUGGCCCAAACCCCAGACGUUCAGUGCUGUGCACAUCAGAAUCUGCCACAAUGUCUUCGAUCAAGAUUGAGUCUGUUGUGAAGGAGAAGAACAGAAUGGGAGAAUGCCCUGUAUGGGAGGAAAGGGAGAAUUCCCUUGUAUAUGUGGAUAUCAAUUCACAAAAGGUUUGCCGCUGGAACUCUAUCACCAAUCAAGUCCAGUGUGUGCCCGUGGAUGCUCGUGUAGGCGCAGUGGCCCUUCACCAGUGUGGAAGCUAUGUGAUUGCUCUAGGAACCAGGUUUGCCUUCUUGAACUGGGAAGAUCAGACAGUUGUUAAUAUUACUGAGUUGGAAUUAGAUAAACCAAACAACAGAUUUAAUGAUGGAAAAGUGGACCCCAAAGGGAGGUUUUUUGCAGGUACCAUGGCUGAAGAGACAGCACCUGGCGUGAGAGCCAGGCACCAGGGUGCUCUGUAUACUCUCUUUCCCAACCAUUGUGUCAUGAAGCAGUUAGAGCAUGUGGGCAUCUCCAAUGGUCUGGAUUGGUCGCUGGAUCACAGAACAUUCUUCUACAUUGAUAGCCUGGAAUACGCGGUGCAUGCCUACAACUAUGAUGUGUGCACUGGAAAAAUUGAUUGUUGCAGGACUGUAUACAAGAUGGAAAAAGAAGAAGCUAUGCCUGAUGGGAUGUGUAUUGAUGUGGAAGGGAAACUCUGGGUAGCCUGUAUUGAUGGAGGGCGAGUCAUCCGUAUUGACCCUGAAACAGGAAAAAGAAUUCAAACAGUGCAGAUGCCCGCUUCCAGGAUUACGUCUUGCAGCUUUGGAGGGAAAGACUAUUCAGAAAUGUAUGUCACUUCUGCCACGGAUGGACUGGAUGCAGCAGCUUUAGCCAAAGAGCCACAGGCUGGGGAGAUUUUCAAGGUAACAGGACUGGGGGUGAAAGGGAUCCCACAGUAUUACUUCGCAGGUUAAGUGGACAUAUUGCAUGAUAGAUGUACACUCCAGAUGGAAGCCACGGUGAAAGAGAAAAGAUGCGUGGAUUGCAAACGUCACACCUACAUGAAAUUGACUUGCAUUUGAAAACUGCACAUAUUGCCUUUACAUUUUAGUGCUCUGUAACUGUUUGGUUCUAUUUGCUUUGGGGGGGGGGCUCUAUAAAAUGCUGCUUGUUUUCUGUAAUGGUGUAAAUAACAGCUGGGUGGGUGUGAUUUUCAUUAGGAAAAAACUGCUGGGUAGGGUUAUAUCCCUUCUGCCAGAGCCACUGUCCCAAUCUGAAUUCCAUCCCUCUGCCUUGACAAGUCAGGAGAUCUCAACUAGUGGUGUGCAUGGACCAUCGGUGGCAGUUCGGUCUGAAUUUGGAGCGAACCACUGCUCCCCGAACCAGUUCAUUUAAGCUGAUGAACCGGCUUGGAUCAGUUUGAAGUGGUUUGUGAGCAUACCACUCAAAAUGACCCAGUUUGCAGUGGACUGGCUUGAUCACGAACUGGUCCAUGAACACCUGUGUUCCCAACCUGUGGUAGGGAUGUGCACACUCCCUGGAGGUAGGGGAGCAUUUAAGGGGCAGGGAGGGUGCUCUUACCUGUCCAGAGGCUCCCUGCCGCCAGCACU
This is a messenger RNA of Hemicordylus capensis (graceful crag lizard), 2905 nucleotides long. Its product is annotated as regucalcin-like. Gene Ontology annotation, molecular function: calcium ion binding; enzyme regulator activity; gluconolactonase activity. The record is from RefSeq and is a predicted model, not a curated record. Gene Ontology annotation, biological process: L-ascorbic acid biosynthetic process. Lineage: Eukaryota; Metazoa; Chordata; Lepidosauria; Squamata; Cordylidae. The transcript has 8 exons. Bases 1370 to 2269 code for a protein of 299 amino acids.